AUGUCUAUCGUUCCCCAUCCCUUCGACCCUCUCUCCGCCCAGGAGAUCGAGCUUGCCGUGUCGAUUGUCAAGAAGGCUCACUCCGAUGUGCGGUUCCACGUCGUCAAUCUCCAUGAGCCCCGCAAGGCCGAGAUGACGGCAUGGCUUGCCAAUCGCGGAUCCCGCCGGCCUAAGCGCGUCGCCGAGGUUGUCGUCCAGUCGCCCACCGGCACCGUCUACGAAGGUUUGGUUGACCUUGAGACGCCGAAGCUCGACAAGUGGGUCCAGAAGGACGGAGUGCAGCCAGUCAUUACUCCGGAAGAGCUCGCCUCCGUUGAACACGGUAUCCGCACCGAUCCCAAGGUCAUUGAGCAAUGCGUCAUCAGUGGUAUCCCCGCCGAGGAUAUGCACAAGGUCUACUCCGACCCUUGGACGAUCAGCUACGAUGAGCGCUUCGGUACCGAUAGACGCCUGCAGCAAGCGCUUCUGUACUACAGGCCCGACAUCGACAACUGCCAAUACCAAUACCCCUUGGACUUCUGCCCCAUCUGGGACCCCCUCAAGGAGAAGGUCAUUGCCAUCGAUAUCCCCAAGGUCCGCCGGCCUGUCGUCAAGUCCCCCGCCGUGGACUACCAUCACCUUGCCAUCCAGCGCCAGGGCGGUUACAGGACGGAUCUGAAGCCCAUUCAGAUCACCCAGCCCCAGGGUGUGUCCUUCGAGUUCAGUGGCACCGGACGCGAGAUUGAGUGGCAAAAUUGGAAGUUCCACAUCGGCUUCAACUACAGGGAGGGUAUUGUAUUUAACAACAUUACCUUUAACGACAAGGGAACUGUUCGUCCCAUCUUCUACCGAAUGUCGAUUGCCGAGAUGGUAGUACCAUACGGAAACCCCGAGUACCCUCAUCACCGAAAGCAUGCGUUCGAUUUGGGAGAAUAUGGUGCGGGUUACCUGACCAACAGCCUCUCUCUCGGCUGCGACUGCAAGGGAGCUAUCUACUACCUCGAUGCCGACUUCCCAACCCUCAGUGGUCAGGUCCGCAAGGUCAAGAAUGCCAUCUGCAUUCACGAGGAAGACAAUGGCAUUCUGUUCAAGCAUACCGACUUCAGGGACGGCUCUACUAUUGUCACCCGCGCACGAAAGCUCAUUGUUCAGCAAAUCUUCACAGCUGCCAACUACGAAUAUGCAAUCGCAUGGACUUUCCAUCAAGACGGAACUAUCCAGCCCGACAUCAAGCUCACGGGUAUCCUAAACACCUACGUCAUGCACGAGGGUGAGGACACUAUGGGAUACGGAACGGAGGUAAAGAAGGGUACCGUCGCGCAUAACCAUCAGCACCUCUUCUGUCUUCGCAUCAACCCCAACCUUGACGGACAGAACAACUCAGUCGUCAUGGUCGAUGCGGAGCGCUCACCGGCUCCCGUGGGCAGUCCUGACAACUACUACGGCAAUGCCUUCACUGCGCGUCGCACGAGGCUUGAAACCACCGCCCAGGCCAUGACGGACUAUGACGGCACCACGGGUAGGACGUGGGACAUUGUCAACGAGAAGAAGAUUAACUCGCAGAGUGGUAAACCCGUCUCGUACAAGCUGGUCAGCCGAGAAGUUCCCGGAUUACUUGCGAAGCCUGGCUCCCUUGUAUGGAAGCGUGCCGGAUUUGCCAGGCAUACCGUUCACGUCACCAAGUACCGGGACGACCAGCUCUGGGUCGCGGGUGACCACGUCCCGCAGACCUCGGGUGAGCCCACUAAGGGAAUCACCGAGUGGAUCGGCGACGGCACCGAAUCCAUCACCAACACCGAUAUCGUGCUCUGGCAUACCUUUGGCAUCACGCAUUUCCCUUCGCCCGAGGACUUCCCCAUCAUGCCGGCCGAGCCCAUCACGCUCCUCCUACGACCCCGCCACUUCUUCACCUGCAACCCCGCCAUGGACGUUCCUCCUUCGUACUCGAUUACGCCCAGCCAGGUCGCGGCUAAGGGUAAGGGAGCGUUGGAUGCGACGGACCGCAUUAGCAAGUUGGCGAACGAUACGUGUGGGUCGACGUGUCGGCUUUGA
Messenger RNA from Scedosporium apiospermum, 2031 nucleotides. RefSeq names its product Copper amine oxidase 1. Bases 1 to 2031 code for a protein of 676 amino acids. NCBI's taxonomy places the organism in Eukaryota, Fungi, Ascomycota, Sordariomycetes, Microascales, Microascaceae. The transcript has 6 exons. Gene Ontology annotation, molecular function: quinone binding; primary methylamine oxidase activity; copper ion binding. The record is from RefSeq and is a predicted model, not a curated record. Gene Ontology annotation, biological process: amine metabolic process.